Molecule: messenger RNA, 489 nt
Organism: Saccharomycopsis crataegensis
Lineage: Eukaryota; Fungi; Ascomycota; Saccharomycetes; Ascoideales; Saccharomycopsidaceae
Exons: 1
Coding region: 1-489 (162 amino acids)
Source: RefSeq, a predicted model, not a curated record
AUGUCUAACUUAACUACCAUCACCACCGCUAUCAUCUACACUUACUUCACUACCAACGCUCCAUCCACCGAGACUUAUACCGUUGGUACUCAUACCAUUGAAACCGCUGGUGAAAUCACCCUUAAGGACUAUGGUAUGUUCACCUUGACUUUCACCAAUACCAUGAACAGUGCUGAAAUUGCUCGUUCUGAAUCCUUGCUUUCAAAAGCUCUUUCAAUUGCCUCCAGUAUUAGUGAAGCCAGUAUCUUGAGUGCCGAAUCCGCCGCCAACGCCUCUGCUGAAGCCACCGAAGGAUCAUCCACCAUUGCCUCGAUCACUGCAACCACCACCGGUAGCUCUACAGAUGACUCUACUUUCUCUACCUCUCUCUCACAAUACGCUUCUACCAAGAGUGGCAGUUCUGCCAAUGGAGCACCACAAAACUUGAACAACGGGAUCUUGGGAGCCAGUUUUGCCGGUGCUUUAGCUUUUGCUGCUUGCUUGUUGUGA